CAUAUAGGCCGUAACCUCGACCUUCUCUCGUCUAGGGUUUCGAUUUUUCUCGAUAUUCAUUUGAGAAUCAGUCUCGAAUAUUCUCCAAAGCCUCUCGAUUUAAGGGGGGUUUUCUGCGAUUCGGUGGGAAGAUUAGGGUUUUAGAUGGGGACGGAGAGAAAGAGGAAGGUGAGCUUGUUCGAUGUGGUGGAUGAGACCUCUGCAAAACUUGCCAAAUUCAACGGCGGCGGUGGCGCAGGAAGUAAUCUGAUAAAUCGGUGGAAUGGAAGGCCAUACUCGCAGAGGUAUUACGAAAUAUUAGAGAAGAGGAGGACCCUUCCUGUUUGGCACCAGAAGGAAGAGUUCUUUCAAGCCUUGAAAGCCAACCAAACCCUAAUCUUGGUUGGUGAAACUGGCAGUGGUAAAACUACUCAGAUACCUCAGUUUGUUCUGGACGCUGUUGAUUUAGAUGGACCAGAUAAGCGCAGGAAAUACAUGAUAGGCUGCACCCAACCUCGCAGGGUGGCUGCAAUGUCUGUUUCUCGUCGAGUUGCUGAAGAGAUGGAUGUAACUAUUGGAGAAGAAGUUGGCUAUAGCAUUCGUUUCGAAGACCAGAGUAGUGCAAGGACAGUUUUGAAGUAUUUAACAGAUGGUAUGCUUUUGAGAGAAGCUAUGACGGACCCGCUUUUGGAAAGGUACAAAGUGAUAAUUCUUGAUGAGGCACACGAAAGAACUCUGGCAACAGAUGUUUUAUUCGGGCUUCUAAAAGAAGUGCUGAAAAACAGACCGGAUCUCAAGUUAGUUGUUAUGAGUGCUACCCUUGAGGCAGAGAAGUUUCAAGGUUAUUUCCAUGGUGCACCUCUUAUGAAAGUUCCAGGAAGGCUAUUCCCUGUCGAGAUUUUAUACACCGAGGAGCCUGAGAGGGAUUACCUUGAAGCGGCACUCCGUACUGUUACUCAGAUACACAUGCAUGAACCACCUGGUGACAUACUUGUAUUUCUGACGGGUGAGGAGGAGAUAGAAGAAGCAUGUCGGAAAAUACAUAAAGAAGUUGCAAAUAUGGGAGAUCGCGUGGGCCCUGUGAAAGCAGUUCCCCUGUAUUCUACCCUUCCUCCAGCUAUGCAGCAGAAGAUAUUUGAACCUGCUCCACCUCCCCUCACGGAAGGCGGUCCUGCAGGGAGGAAGAUUGUGGUGUCUACAAACAUUGCAGAAACAUCUUUGACUAUAGAUGGCAUAGUUUAUGUGAUAGACCCUGGGUUUGCCAAACAAAAAGUGUAUAACCCUCGAAUACGUGUUGAAUCUUUAUUAGUCUCUCCGAUAUCAAAGGCUAGUGCACACCAAAGAGCAGGGCGUGCUGGAAGAACACAACCAGGAAAAUGUUAUAGACUGUACACUGAGAAAAGUUUCAAUAACGAUCUUCAGUCGCAGACCUACCCAGAGAUACUGAGAUCAAAUCUUGCGAAUACGGUUCUCACCUUGAAGAAACUAGGGAUAGAUGAUCUUGUCCAUUUUGAUUUCAUGGACCCCCCUGCCCCCGAGACGUUGAUGCGUGCUUUAGAGGUGUUGAAUUACUUGGGAGCAUUGGAUGAUGAAGGCAACUUGACAAAACUGGGUGAGAUCAUGAGUGAGCUUCCCUUGGAUCCACAGAUGGGAAAGAUGCUUGUUGUCAGCCCCAAAUUUAACUGUUCAAAUGAGAUUCUGUCAAUAUCUGCCAUGCUUUCAGUACCCAAUUGCUUUCUCCGGCCUAGGGAGGCUCAAAAAGCUGCAGAUGAAGCAAAAGCAAAGUUUGGGCACAUUGACGGGGACCAUCUGACGCUCUUGAAUGUAUACCAUGCCUACAAGCAAAAUAAUGAGGAUCCAUCUUGGUGCUACGAAAACUUUGUUAAUCAUCGAGCAUUAAAAUCUGCUGAUAAUGUAAGACAACAGCUAGCUCGGAUCAUGGUUAGGUUCAACCUCAAGUUAUCCAGCACAGAUUUUAACAGUCGUGACUACUACAUCAACAUAAGAAAGGCUAUGCUAGCUGGAUAUUUCAUGCAAGUGGCUCAUCUGGAGCGCACUGGACACUAUUUGACUGUGAAGGACAACCAAGUGGUUCACUUACACCCUUCAAAUUGCCUGGAUCAUAAGCCAGAGUGGGUCAUCUAUAACGAGUUUGUCUUGACAAGCAGAAACUUCAUCCGCACAGUGACAGAUGUUCGUGGUGACUGGUUAGUUGAUAUAGCGCCACACUACUUUGACCUUGCUAACUUCCCACCAUGUGAGGCAAGGCGGAAGCUUGAAAAGAUUUACAAGAAAAGGGAAAGGGAGAGGGAGGAAGAGAAGGACACGAAGUAGAGCUUCUGCUGCCCCUCUCAUGUUUCUGCCACCGAGGUAGAUGCGAGACCAAGGAUCUUAUAGUAUAUUGAGAGCCUGCUGUUCGGAUGCCUCUCGACUGUGUCGAAAUUGACUAAUGCAACCCUUCCGCAAAUUUCUUGUGGUGCAGACAUGCAGAAUUCCUUGUAUCCUUUAUUUAAGAGAAACUCAGAGCUGUACGAAGUUGUAUGAUUUCUCCUAAUUUGUUUUACAUCUUAUCUUUUCUUGCUUUUUAUUGUUCUUCAACUAUGGUGGGACUACUGUGGGCAAUUGUUCUUUCUUUAUUAUGAAUUAUGGAGUUUAGACUA
Messenger RNA from Rhododendron vialii, 2639 nucleotides. Its product is annotated as probable pre-mRNA-splicing factor ATP-dependent RNA helicase DEAH2. The record is from RefSeq and is a predicted model, not a curated record. Gene Ontology annotation, cellular component: intracellular anatomical structure. The transcript is spliced from 7 exons. Lineage: Eukaryota; Viridiplantae; Streptophyta; Magnoliopsida; Ericales; Ericaceae. Gene Ontology annotation, molecular function: ATP binding; RNA helicase activity; RNA binding. Bases 145 to 2313 code for a protein of 722 amino acids.